Hevea brasiliensis (rubber tree) is the source of this 3061-nucleotide messenger RNA. Its product is annotated as 65-kDa microtubule-associated protein 3. Gene Ontology annotation, cellular component: cytoplasm; spindle. The coding region runs from base 291 to 2429 and encodes 712 amino acids. The transcript is spliced from 12 exons. The record is from RefSeq and is a predicted model, not a curated record. Gene Ontology annotation, biological process: microtubule cytoskeleton organization. NCBI's taxonomy places the organism in Eukaryota, Viridiplantae, Streptophyta, Magnoliopsida, Malpighiales, Euphorbiaceae. Gene Ontology annotation, molecular function: microtubule binding.
CCAACGGAACCCCAUUCCACAAUGAUGACGCGUCAAUAUCACGUUUGAUAGACUGCUCUUUUUCCCGACGUAACGGUUCGUCCCGCUCCUUCCAUUUCCCUCCCUCAAUUCAUCAAAGUCAAGCGUUACUUUGUGCCUUAACCUUUUCUCUUGCUCUAGAGCUUUACUUCGAGUAUCAAAACUCAAUUCCAUAUACACACUGUACAUACUAUUUCAAAACUCACUCCAUCACCCAACACCCAUCAUUCCCACCUCCGGUGGCCGCAUUUCCUAGUACUUUCCCCGUCGCGAUGUAUAACAAUCAGAACGAUCGCAUCGCCAGCGUUGAAACAACUUGCGGAUUCUUGCUAGUGGAAUUGCAGAACAUGUGGGACGAAGUGGGAGAGAAUGACGUUCGAAGGGAUAAAGUGUUGUUCGAAAUUGAAGAAGAGUGCCUGGAGGUGUAUAGGAGAAAAGUUAAUGAGGCUGACAAAUGUAGAUCUGAAUUGCAACGUGAAAUUGCUUUCGUUGAAGCGGAAAUUGAGGGUAUCUGCUCUGCAUUGAGUGAGCAACCAGUAAAAUAUGAGCAGAAGGCGAGUGCAAAGUUAAAAGAAAAGCUUCACAUCAUUUUUCCAGUGUUGGAGGAAUUGCGGAAGAGAAAAGCACAGAGGAAAAAGCAAUUCCUUGAAGUUCUAGAUGAACUAAAGAACAUUUCAAAAGAGAUUUUCGGUUCUACUACAGAAGAUAAUCUGUACGAGAAGGUUUUGGACGAGGACGACUUGUCCCUCAGAAGACUAAAAGAGUUGCAGAAUCACUUACGCGAGCUUCAGAAUGAGAUGAGCAAUCGUUUGAAGCAAGUACUGUGUCUUUUGGACACUCUGAGCUCCCUCUGUGGGGUUCUUGGUGUGGAUUUCAAACACAAAAUACAUGAGAUCCAUCCAACUUUGGAUGAUUCUGAAGGAUUGAAAGACAUGACCAACGAUACAAUUGAGAGGUUGACUUCUGCAAUGCGAGGUUUCCGAGAUUUGAAGAUACAGAGAAUGCAGAGGCUUCAAGGUCUUGGAACUGCCCUUCUGGAGCUUUGGGAUUUGAUGGACACUCCAAUUGAGGAGCAACAAAUGUUUCAGAACGUUACCAGUUUUAUUGCUGCUUCAGAACCCCAAGCUACGGAGCCUAAUAUGCUUUCCACGGACUUCAUUAACCAUGUUGAGGAUGAAGUCUCAAGGCUCAAGCAGCUCAAAUCAAGUAAAGUUAAAGAGAUUAUUCUAAAGAAGAGGCUGGAACUAGAAGAGUUAUGCAGGAACGCACACAUGGUAACAGAAUCACUUACUGCAGCAGAAUAUUCGAUUGAGGCUGUAACAUCUGGAGUGGAUCCUGUGCAUCUACUAGAAGAGAUUGAAUUUGAAAUUGUAAAGGUUAAAGAAGAAGCUUAUAGGAGGAAGGAAAUACUCAACAAGGUGGAGAAAUGGUUUGCUGCAUGUGAAGAAGAGUGCUGGCUUGAGGAGUAUAACAGGGAUGAAAAUCGUUAUAAUGCUGGAAGAGGUGCGCAUCUUACCUUGAAACAUGCAGAGAAAGCUCGUACAGUUGUUAACAAAAUCCCUGCAAUGGUGGAGGCAUUGACUUCAAAAACCAAAGUUUGGGAGAAAGAACAAGGAAUUCAGUUCUUAUAUGAUGGUGAACGACUUCUGUCUGGACUGGAACAGUACAGCAACCUAAGGAAAGUGAAGGAACAAGAAAAGAUAAGACAAAGAGACCAGAAGAGGCUUCAGGUGCAGCUGAUGGCAGAGCAGGAAGCACUUCUUGGGGCAAAAUCCGGUCCAUCAAAGAGUGGAAGGAAGGCUUCUAGAACUUCAGUUGGAUUUGCAAGUAACAGGAAACUCUCCCUUGGUGGAGCAAUGCUUCAGAACACUAAAGCGGAAAAAUCAUCUCCACACAUGCAUCUAAAUAAGAAGGGUGAUUAUUUCAGCCAAAAUAGCUACUUGGGUUCCCAGCAAAUUUGUGAUUUUGCAACUCAUACCUCUGGUAGAAGAAACUCAGAGAUUGGUGGUCAUUUCGUAAAGAAGCAGUCUUCUGCAAAGGCGUGUCCAAAUGAAUUGCGCUUGAUCAGAAAGCCUCUCUCGCCAAUUCCUGUAACGAUGUCUUCUCAGGCCAACAUAGCAAAUUUCCCAGCAGAUAAGGCAGGAUUGCAAGAUACUUUUACUAAGAAACCAUUGGGGACACCUACCAAAUCGAUCUCUGGUGGAGAUGAAGAGAACGGAACCCCAAAGACACUUCCAAUUCUGGUGCCAACAACUCCAACAACGACUUCGGCUUCUAUGCUGAUGGCCUUAACACCGACUACACCUUAUGUUUCUUCUGCAGCUAUAAUAGCAAAAAAGGUUGUGAAGCAAAAUGAAUACUCUUUUGAGGAGCUAAGAGCUGGAUUUAUCUGUCCAGAAUCACAACUAUAAUCAUUGUUGCAAGUUUGACAUGUCAGUAACUUGAAAAGAAUUUCAAACUGCUGUUUUGAAUUUUGUCCGCGAUCUGUUAUGAGGUCAAAUUCAAUCCACUUGCUAGUUUUCUACACUCAGCACACGAACAAGGAACGUGUUGUGGGGUUCAUUUCACCAUUUCACAAAGGGGUGGGUCCAGUUCUUUUGGAAAUGAAAUGAUUGAAUACUAGAUUAGAAGUUGGCACUUGUGUUUCGGAGAAAAAGAAUGAUGCUUCAUAUUAAAUUGUGAUUGCCUUCUAUCAACUUUUUGUAUUAUAUAAAAUAUACUAAUGGCUGCCUUGUGCACAUUCGAGUUCAUUGGAGGUGAGGGGACUACAUGGGGACGAGAGAUUUUUAGUUAAUGUUUCUUGCAAUCAAAAUGUCGGGCCCAUUGAAAUACUUGAUGUGGGACCGGUUGGCAUGUGCAUCCUCGGACAAUUGUAACGACUCAUCUACCAACCCAGAAUUUUUCUGACUGCUUUGCAUGGGAAGGGAAGAACCUUUUGGUCAACACCCCCUCUGCCUGCCAAUGGCGCUUUUGCAGGCAUGGUAGAUCACCUGUGACUGUAAUCUUCUUUUUCUUCUUUUAAAAACCUUCCCAUGGUACAUCA